Hemicordylus capensis (graceful crag lizard) is the source of this 1052-nucleotide messenger RNA. Its product is annotated as holocytochrome c-type synthase. Gene Ontology annotation, cellular component: mitochondrion. The record is from RefSeq and is a predicted model, not a curated record. Gene Ontology annotation, molecular function: holocytochrome-c synthase activity. Bases 163 to 960 code for a protein of 265 amino acids. Gene Ontology annotation, biological process: cytochrome c-heme linkage. NCBI's taxonomy places the organism in Eukaryota, Metazoa, Chordata, Lepidosauria, Squamata, Cordylidae. The transcript is spliced from 7 exons.
AUUUCUCGCCCCUUCUAUGACGGCUUGGUUUAAGCCCCGCCCUCUCCCAGUGUCUCGCGAGAAGUGCUGCUUCACGGCGACCGGGCUCAAGGAGGUUGGCAAUGGCAUUUGGCAACAUGGAGAUGCCCUUCUCAUAAACCUAGAUUUAACCAAGAAGCUGCCAUGGGUUUGUCUGCAUCCUCUCCAUCGAUUGCACUCCAAGGAAGUGUAUCGGAACAGACUGCAUCCUCACAAUGUCCCAUGCAACAGAAGAAAAUGGAAGGCUGUCCAAUGCACAUGAAAUCAGCUGACAGUGUUGAUGAGAACCAAAACUCUACUGUUCCUGGACAUCAAGAAAGAGCAUAUGCAUAUGUGGAGUGUCCUGUUAAGUCUCAGAUACAUGAGAAGAUAGAUCCUAGCAAUAUGAUGCCGCCUCCUAAUCAGCUACCAUCCACUGGUCAGCCAUUUCCUUUGUCUACAGUGAGAGAAGAAUCUUCUAUUCCUAGAGCUUCUUCUCAGCAAAACUGGGUUUAUCCUUCAGAACAAAUGUUUUGGAAUGCAAUGCUUAGAAAAGGUUGGAGAUGGAAAGAUGAUGACAUAAAACCUGGAGAUAUGACUAAUAUAAUCAAGAUUCACAAUCAGAAUAAUGAGCAGGCUUGGAAAGAAAUUUUAAAAUGGGAAGCACUUCAUGCUAGGGAAUGCCCAUGUGGACCAAUGCUUGUUCGGUUUGGAGGUAAAGCACAAGAGUAUUCGCCAAGAGCCAGAAUACGAUCCUGGAUGGGCUAUGAACUGCCUUUUGAUAGACAUGAUUGGAUUGUUGACCGCUGUGGAAAGGAGGUCCGAUAUGUUAUUGAUUAUUACGAUGGGGGAGAAGUAGAUAAGAACUAUCAGUUUACCAUUUUGGAUGUCCGCCCUGCUUUUGAUUCCCUGACUGCUGUGUGGGACAGAAUGAAGGUUGCUUGGUGGCGCUGGACUUCAUAACUAAUUACACAGUAUGGACAAUUAUAAGAAAUAUAUUAUUUUGAAAUGGUGUUGAACUGAUUUAGGAAUGAAUAAAGUUUAUGGUGACUAUA